Messenger RNA from Syngnathus acus (greater pipefish), 1529 nucleotides. Its product is annotated as neurexophilin-2-like. Lineage: Eukaryota; Metazoa; Chordata; Actinopteri; Syngnathiformes; Syngnathidae. The coding region runs from base 476 to 1390 and encodes 304 amino acids. The record is from RefSeq and is a predicted model, not a curated record. Gene Ontology annotation, molecular function: signaling receptor binding. The transcript has 2 exons.
AGGGGGUACAUGUACCCUUGUGCAAUUAGGGGCACUCUAAAGGUACAUAUAUGUGAUAUCCCUCAGGGUACCCUAUAGGGUUGUUGGUCCUUAAUGUUGAUAGUUGAUCAGUUGGCACAAGUUACUCCAAUAUCAAACUUUUUGUUAAUGCAAUGGCUUCUCCCCAUUUUACACAGACGGAUUUGUCAUAACAUUAGCUGACUUGUCAGUAUAAAUUUUACAAAUCCUCUUAUAUGGAUGAAUCCACUUUAUCAGCCUUGCAGUGGUUUAAAUGUGCAAGGACAGUGGGUGGCUGUCAGACCACAGCCCACCAGAGACGUGGGUGUGUUUGGGGGGGACACCUCACUUUGAAAGUGGCGGCGGGGGAGAGCGGCGGGGGAUUCAGCUUCUCGCUGCAGAAUGUCCUCACUAGUCUGGAGGCUUCAACUCAGUGAAAGUCAUAUUCUUGAGUCAGGCUUGCUCUCUUCCUCUCUGAAUGGAUGUUUGGCUGUGCAAGAUGGUGCCCAUGGGUUUGAAGUUGACCAUCACCUGCCUGUGGCUUCUCCCUUCGGCUGGCCGAGAAACAACCAACGCGUCUGACUUUCCAAGCCAACAAUGGAGAGCAGAUGAAGGAGAAAGAGGAGCUGCUGUCGGAGCGGCGUUGAAGGUGAAGCAUAUUUCCAAGCACUUACAAAUCAUCUCCACCAAAUACAAAUCCCCCGCACACGGAUCCCUCGGCCCGUACGGCUGGCCACAGAACUUCUCCCAGGCACUCGAUCAACAUCAGUCCAAACCUCAUUCAAAAGUCCCUCCGAAGGCCAAGAAGAUUUUGGGCUGGGGUGACUUUUAUUUCAAUGUGAAAACAUUAAAGUUCAGUCUUCUGGUGACCGGCAAAAUCGUGGACCACAUCAACGGCACAUUCAGUGUCUACUUCCGCCACAACUCUUCUCAUUUAGGGAACAUAUCAGUCAGCAUUGUUCCACCUUCUAAAGCUGUUGGCUUGGAGGUUCUGGAUCCAAGAGUUCCAAGUAUUCAGACAAGGAACUCGGUCCUCUUAUCAGACCUGGCUUCCCACUUUCAGUCCACUAGCUCCACCUCCCCGGACUGGCACAAGCAGCAGCAGAAGCAGCAGAAGCAGCAGCAGCAGGACUUAAUGGUGACGACUGAACUCAACUGCCGCAUCGAGUACCAGAGAACAAACCGGUCCAAAAAGACCAAGCCCUGUAUGUAUGACCCCGGUCAGACGUGCUACUCAGAAAACACUCAGUCACAGGCUGCAUGGAUCUGCGCCAAACCUUUUAAGGUGAUUUGCAUCUUCAUCGCCUUCACUGGUACCGAUUACAGGCUAGUGCAGAAAGUUUGCCCGGACCGCAACUUUCAGCCAGACCAGGGCCAGCAACACUUUGGAUGAUUGGUUCUAAGUGGAGAAUUAAAAACUACUUCAGUUUCUGAAAUAGGUUGGAUGGAGACAGUGUGCAAUGGGCCAUUCAAUGUAAUUUGUGUCCACAUGAAAAAAACGUGUAUAACAAUAAAAUAUAUAUACAUGUAUA